This is a messenger RNA of Homalodisca vitripennis (glassy-winged sharpshooter), 789 nucleotides long. It is a transcript of the gene RpS8, whose product is annotated as 40S ribosomal protein S8. The record is from RefSeq and is a predicted model, not a curated record. The transcript is spliced from 6 exons. Gene Ontology annotation, molecular function: structural constituent of ribosome. Gene Ontology annotation, cellular component: cytosolic small ribosomal subunit; ribosome. Gene Ontology annotation, biological process: maturation of SSU-rRNA from tricistronic rRNA transcript (SSU-rRNA, 5.8S rRNA, LSU-rRNA); translation. The coding region runs from base 109 to 735 and encodes 208 amino acids. Lineage: Eukaryota; Metazoa; Arthropoda; Insecta; Hemiptera; Cicadellidae.
GUUUAAUCCCAUUGGCUAGCCCUGUCCUAUGUUUCUACCUAUUAUUAUUUCAUUCCAUGUGUCGCCAGCUCUUGAUUUCCCAGUCUUUCUUUUCCGGUCGGUGUCAUCAUGGGUAUAUCCCGAGAUCACUGGCAUAAGAGGCGAGCUACUGGUGGGAAGAGGAAGCCCAUCAGGAAGAAGAGGAAAUUUGAACUAGGUCGACCUGCUGCUAAUACUAAGCUUGGAGCACGCAGAAUCCACACUGUGAGAACACGAGGUGGAAAUAAGAAAUACAGAGCUCUGCGUUUGGAUCAGGGCAACUUCUCCUGGGGAUCAGAAUGCUGCACUCGCAAGACCCGUAUCAUUGAUGUCGUGUACAAUGCAUCAAACAAUGAGUUGGUGCGAACGAAGACCCUAGUGAAGAAUGCCAUUGUCGUUAUUGAUGCCACUCCUUUCAGACAGUGGUACGAGUCGCACUACGCUCUGCCCAUUGGUAGGAAGAAGGGAGCGAAACUGACAGAGCAAGAGGAAGCCAUGUUGAAUAAGAAGAGAUCAAAGAAGGUGGAGAGGAAGUACAAGACGAGACAGCGGUUGGGCAAGGUGGAGCCACCUCUUGAGGAACAGUUCCAGACAGCUAGAGUUCUAGCGUGCAUUUCCAGCAGACCAGGACAGUGUGGACGAGCAGAUGGAUAUAUCCUUGAAGGCAAAGAACUGGAGUUCUAUAUGAGGAAGAUAAAGGCCAAGAAAGGCAAAUAGGCUUAAUGUUUCCAUUGUCGUAACUGUUUUUAUUAAAUUGAAGUUAUGACAUUG